Messenger RNA from Haliotis rubra (blacklip abalone), 2623 nucleotides. RefSeq names its product mannose-6-phosphate isomerase-like. Lineage: Eukaryota; Metazoa; Mollusca; Gastropoda; Lepetellida; Haliotidae. Gene Ontology annotation, molecular function: mannose-6-phosphate isomerase activity; zinc ion binding. The transcript has 8 exons. Gene Ontology annotation, biological process: GDP-mannose biosynthetic process; carbohydrate metabolic process. Gene Ontology annotation, cellular component: cytosol. The coding region runs from base 54 to 1331 and encodes 425 amino acids. The record is from RefSeq and is a predicted model, not a curated record.
AAAUGAUAAAAACAUUUUCGUAAUAUAUUGAGAACUCUGUAUAACCAGCCAACAUGGCAGAUGAUCCGCAAGUGUUUUUGCUGAAGUGUGAAGUACAGAAGUAUGCUUGGGGUAAAACUGGUUCGGAGAGUGAGGUGGCCAAGCUGUGUCAAGGCGUGAACCCCGAUUUUCAAAUUGAGGAGAACACGCCAUACGCUGAGCUGUGGAUGGGAACACAUCCAAACGGACCCUCCAAGGUUUCCAUUCCAGGAAAACCAGAGGAGGAGCUAUCAGAAUGGAUAAAGAGAAACCCGGACAAGCUUGGGUCAGAGGUCAAGUCGUACUUCAAGGAGGAGCUACCAUUCUUGUUUAAAGUUCUGUCGGUCAGGACCUCUUUGUCCAUACAAGCCCAUCCAAAUCUGGUUCUGGCCGAGGUGCUGCACAAAGAGAACCCCAAGGCCUACAAAGACAGCAACCACAAGCCCGAGAUGGCUAUAGCUCUCACCCCGUUCCAGGGGCUGUGUGGCUUCCGUCCCAUCAAGGAGGUGGCCAGAUAUAUAGAGGAGAUUGACGAGUUCCGCGAGGCCAUUGGCAACCACAACGCGGUGAAGCUGCUGUCAUCUAGCAACUGCUUGGACAUGCCGCUCCACCGCGAGGCCAUGAAGGUGUGUUUCACUGGACUCAUGAAUAGAAAAGCAGACGUCAUCGACAAGCAACUGAAGAGUCUUGUGGCCAAAGUUGAAGACAUGAAAUCUAAUGGCAAAGACACGUCACAUUUGGAAGGCGAUUUGCUGUUAAAGUUAAACCGCGUGUUUCCCGGGGAUCGUGGCGGGUUUGCAAUUUACUUUCUGAAUGUGAUAACAUUGCAACCCGGAGAAGCCAUGUUCCUUGAGGCCAACCUGCCACAUGCAUAUCUGUCAGGAGAUUGCAUGGAGUGUAUGGCCUGCUCCGACAAUGUUGUGCGAGCCGGUCUGACUGUCAAGUUUGUGGACGUGCAUACACUGUGUGAGAUGUUAAACUACACGGGGCAGACGGCAGCUAAGACCAAGUUCAAGGGCAUUGAAGACCGAGGUGGAGAUGUAGCUGUUACAGUCUUUAGGCCAUUUGUCCGGGACUUUGCUGUAACAAGAUUCGAAAUUCCGAGCGGAGUGAACAAGGUGAGACUGGCCCCACUGAAGAGUGCCAGUAUAUGCAUUGUGAUUAAAGGAUCAGGGGAAGCAACCAACGCAACACUUUCUUCUCCUGUACCUCUCCAGCGGGGAUCAGUGUUCUUCUUCUCGGCAGAGGAGGAAGUCUUUGUCAAUGUUUCCUCAGAUGGCAUGCUGCUGUUUCGGGCGUACGCAGGUGUUUGAUCAACGUGAACACAGUGACACUAACAGAUUGUAGAACGGAGACAGUAACAAAUCGUAGAACAAAGUCCCAGUAUAUAUUUUUGUUAUUAGAAAUGUUGGACCGAUGUAGAACGCAACUAGGGAACGGGUCUUAACAGGAUGCUGCACAAGGUGAGGUGAUUCGUCAUAACAUUCAUGAACAUGCUUGUAACAAAAUGAUGGAUAUAUCUGACUCAUUCUUAUCCCAACCAUUGUAUGUUUUAAUCAAAAUGCAUGUAACGAACCCUGGUUAUACUGAACUUAAGUUGACCAUCAGUUUGAGUUCAUUAUAGCCACAUUUUUUCUGUAGAAGAAUUCAUUCAUACAUUUUGUUACCUACAUUAAAAUCCUUGAUUAACGGAUAAGUCUUGGAUAUUGUUUAUAUAUCAUGUAUGUUAAGGGGGUCCUUGGAAUCUAGGCAAACUCUAACUUUCCUCCAGUAAUUCGAACACUGGUAUCAUGUCAUGUUACAUUAAACGUUUUAGCGUAUACGGUAUAUGUGGUGUAUUAGGCAUUUAUGCAUCUCGAGUUAAGUUUUAUUCAGCUUGCCUUUGGCUUAUGGUAUAGCGCUAAACACAUAACACACAACGCCAGCCCAUGUGAUGCUCCCACAGCAAAUUUGUCUUGAUGAAAUGCUUCAGUCUGACAUUUACAAUGAAAUUAAAAGAAACAAAUACAUUGAGCUGAGGUAGAAUUUCUGCUGUGUCAUUUGACUUUCAGCUUCUUUCUUCCUAGUUGGCAUCAACGAGUUAUGUCCCCUUAUAUAUCAAUGUGCAGCCUGUUUGCUUCAUCACAGGGUUUGGGGUUUAUUUUCCUGCUCAGAAACAUAUUUCCCUCCCAGACAGGAUAUAUAUUAUUUUAUCACCAUCAUGUGAACCAACCAGAUCUUUCCUUUUUUGAGUGAAGGUAAUAUAGAGGUACGUUUGUGAUAUAUAUCUCGUCAGAUCCUGUAAAAACUGUGAUAAUACAUGUAAAAUGACAGUUUUAGAACAUGUUUGAUGAAAUACUUCGAUGACUAGAACAGGUGCUCCUGAUAUAAGUUGUUUAUUAAGCAAUAUGAUGCUGAAGCAAUAUUGUGUGUUAGUUCAGACAAACAUAAGUUAAAGUAAUGUAAGAUAUCUUAUUGUUGUAAAUUUACAGUGUUGCAGUCUCUCAAUUCAAGUGAGCAACAUUGUAGGGUUUGGGAUUGAAACAAGUUAUGAUUGUGUUUGCAUUGUGAUGCUUUGUUUAUGAAAUGUUCUGAAUAUUUCCAAUACAUAUGAUGUUAUGUAUCA